UUUAAUAUUCGUAUUUUUUCGCCGCUGGAGAGGACGUGUUUUUUCCUCGUUUUUUUUUGUAAUUUAUUGAAUGCUAAUUACAAAUCAAAAAACAAAAAGAAGAAAUAUUUACUAAGUGCGGAGAAAGGUGAAUGUGCAAAAAAAGGAAAACAUCAUAAUAAUUAUACCAACAAGAAUAACAACAAAAACAACAACAACACCACCAAAAUGGCUGUUAAUGUGUACUCCACAAAUGUCACCUCAGAGAAUCUAUCGCGACAUGAUAUGCUCGCCUGGGUCAAUGAUUGCCUCCAAUCGAAUUUCUCCAAAAUUGAGGAGCUGUGCACAGGCGCCGCCUAUUGCCAGUUUAUGGACAUGUUGUUCCCCAAUUCAGUGCCCGUGAAGCGUGUCAAAUUCCGUACAAAUCUGGAGCAUGAAUAUAUACAGAACUUUAAAAUUUUGCAGGCUGGCUUUAAAAAGAUGUCGGUGGAUAAGAUCAUACCCGUUGAUAAGCUUAUUAAGGGACGUUUCCAAGACAAUUUCGAGUUUCUACAAUGGUUCAAGAAGUUCUUCGAUGCGAAUUAUGAUGGACGUGAAUACGAUCCAGUGGCCCAACGUGGAAAUAUCAAGCUGGGCAAUGGCGAUGCCAAUAGCAGCAACGGAGGCAGCGGCGUGGGUAGCACCAAUAAUGAUCUACAUUUAAUGCAUCGUCGCCCCAUGCCGACGGCGGUGCCACCUUCCCUCAACCGCAUGGCUCUACGCACCAACCAAAUGGCAGUCUCCAAGGUGCCGCCACGUACAAAUAAUGCAACGCCGCCAAGCCGAUUGACUUCGAACGCUAAUCAUCACACAGGCGCCGUAAAGAAGAACGACUCGAAUGCCGCUAGUAAUCAGCAGAUUGAGGAGUUAUCUAAUCAGGUCAUGGACAUGCGUUUAAAUCUGGAGGGUUUGGAAAAGGAGCGCGAUUUCUAUUUCUCCAAAUUGCGUGACAUUGAAAUACUAUGCCAAGAGGCUGACGAUGGCGAGACGCAUCCGUUAAUUCAGAAGAUUUUGGACAUCCUGUAUGCAACUGAGGAUGGAUUUGCGCCCCCAGACGAUGCACCACCAGAAGAUGAGGAGUAUUAAACAAGAACUUUAAUAUAACGUCAAAAAAAAAAACCGCAACAAAAACAAGAAGCAGCCCCCUCUCCCACUAUAAACCAUUUACGGCAUUAAUAUUGAAAAACAUAAUGGUUAACGAUUAAGUGCAAAACACAACUAAAAAAAAGGCAUAAAUGAAACAUACACGAGAACUUAUUGUAUAAACAAAUUAUACCAACCCUCACCAUCCUCUCUCCUCCCUAAAUCCUUACUGUCGUAUUCCAAACAACUCAUACACAGUACACAAGCACAGACACUCGUAAGAAUUUAUCAUAAAAAUCAGAAUCAUUUACAAAUUAAUGAGGGACAGUCUGCUGGAGGAAAAUUUGACCAAUUGAUCUACGACAAGUCUUGUUAUAUUUAUUAUCAAUUGCUCACGAAAAUGAAUGUGUGAUCCUUGUGUUAUCUGUUAGAACCGUUAUUUUAAACAAUUUUUGAAUUGACAAACUGAUUAUGUUAAUGGUAAUUAUUCUCCAGCCCCCUGUACCCUUGAUUGGCUGUCUGUUGACUUCGAUUGGCUUUUUCGUAUAAAAAAUAUAUAUUUAAAUUGUUUGUAUUUUGUCGCGGCAUAUGUAAAACACAACACAAAUUACACCUGCGUGCACAUCCACACACACACACACAA
Drosophila willistoni is the source of this 1744-nucleotide messenger RNA. It is a transcript of the gene Eb1, whose product is annotated as microtubule-associated protein RP/EB family member 1. Gene Ontology annotation, biological process: regulation of microtubule polymerization or depolymerization; spindle assembly; protein localization to microtubule plus-end. Gene Ontology annotation, cellular component: cytoplasmic microtubule; microtubule organizing center; spindle midzone. The transcript is spliced from 7 exons. Bases 208 to 1104 code for a protein of 298 amino acids. Lineage: Eukaryota; Metazoa; Arthropoda; Insecta; Diptera; Drosophilidae. The record is from RefSeq and is a predicted model, not a curated record. Gene Ontology annotation, molecular function: microtubule plus-end binding.